Molecule: messenger RNA, 2883 nt
Organism: Manduca sexta (tobacco hornworm)
Lineage: Eukaryota; Metazoa; Arthropoda; Insecta; Lepidoptera; Sphingidae
Product: DEAD-box ATP-dependent RNA helicase 13
Exons: 13
Coding region: 118-2868 (916 amino acids)
Cellular component (GO): nucleolus
Molecular function (GO): nucleic acid binding; ATP binding; RNA helicase activity
Source: RefSeq, a predicted model, not a curated record
UGAGAACACAAUGUUGCACAACUCUAAAAUUGUUUGAAAUGUCAUAAACAUGUGUUUAUGAGGUUAUGAAUAAGGCUCAUACUUCAUACUAAGCAUUUAUAAUUUUAAUGUUAUAAAAUGAGUAAGAAGCUGCAUAAUUUGAAAUGGGAGACGGUAGCUUUAGAAGGCGUGCCGACGGACAACCUCCAGGGCUUCAUAGGACUGGAAGAAUGUACCGAUUACGGUAUGGACAGAGAUAGUAAAAGAGCGAAAAAGAAAAAAGAAAAGGAACAGACAAAGAAACGCAAACAAAAUGAUAAUGACCUCAAAGUAGUUCCAAACAAAAAAGUAAAAUUAUCAAAUGGUUUUAUAGUAGAAUCUUGUAAUACAACAAUACCAUCAAAAAGCAAUGAAGUAAUAAAAGAACCAAAUAGUAAAAAAAAGAAACAGAAAAAAGAUAAAAAUGAGAAGAAAAAUGCUAUAAACAAAGAUAAUAUGAAUAAAGGGAAUAAAAAAGUAAAUAAACCGAAAUUAGGUGAAGAUAUAACACAAACGCAGUCCAAUUUGACUCCAGAGGACAUGUUGACGUGGGCAGAAUUCAAACUACCAGAGUCCAUUAUGAAAGCAUUAACCGAAUUGGGUUUUAAAAAGCCGACAAAAAUUCAAGAGUUGACUUUACCUGCAGCCAUACAUGGUCGGCGAGACAUCCUAGGUGCAGCUGAAACUGGUAGUGGUAAGACACUUGCCUUUGCUUUACCUAUAUUAUCAGGAAUUCUGAAACUAAAAGAAAAAGCUGAAGCCAAAGGGCUAGAUGUCUAUGACAUACCAUAUAAAAAGGUAUCAGUUAAAAAGAAAAAUGUAGAAGAGGCAAAAGAAAUACUGAAUAACAAACAAAGAUCGAAAGGUAUAAACAGAAAAGAUAAAAAACCUAAAAUAAACAAAUCUGCUAAAACCAAUCAAGGAAAAGAAUCGUCAGAAGAUGGAUAUGGUAGUGGGGAUGAUUCCGAUGACCAAGAAAGUGGUGAUGAAGCGACUAAUGCAGAUGAUAAAAGUGAUGAAGAAUAUUUAGAGGAAAUUGAAGUGCCUUUGAGAAAGAAGAAAGAUUUAUCUGAGGAAGAUGAUUCAGAUGAUGAAAACUAUGUACAUUUGUCUGAAAUGAUCGAUUCCGAUGACUUGGCGGAAUCUGAUGAACAGUCGGAACAGGAUGACAAUAGUGAAAUGGAUGAUGAAUCAGUAGAUAGUGGGGAAGGUAAUGAAGAAGUUGUUGAAAAUGCCUCAGGUGAUGAUGUAGAAAAUGAUGAAUCUGGAACUGAUGAAGAAGCUAAAGCAGAAAACGAAAAUGCUGGAAAUGAAAAGAGCAUAGGACUGGUUAAAAUGAUAGAUAAUGUGGAAAUACCAGGUCAUGUGGUGGUGAAAACCGGGAAACCGUUGUACGCCCUGAUCCUGACGCCAACCAGGGAGCUGGCAAUACAGAUCAGCAGGCAUAUCAUAGCAGCGGCUAAAUACACGGGUAUUAGAGUGGCGACGAUAGUCGGCGGCAUGGCAGCGGUAAAGCAGGAGCGGGUGCUCCGCUGCGGGCCGGAGAUCGUCGUGGCGACUCCCGGACGGUUGUGGGAGCUCGUCAAUCAGGGACAGCCGCAUUUGCAGCAACUCUCCUCUGUCAAGUUCCUAGCGAUAGACGAGACGGACCGCAUGGUGGAGCGAGGCCACUUCGAGGAGUUGCAGCCGUUGCUGGAGAGGCUGAACGCGGAGGAGUCGCGGCGCGACGCGCGACAGAACUUCGUGUUCUCCGCCACGCUCACCAUGGUUCACGAACUGCCCGCGCAUUUGAAGGGCAAGAAGGUGACGAAGAGAGGCAAGAUAUUGAACAGAAAGAUCCAGAAGAUGACGCCGAAGCAGAAGCUGGACCGGCUGGUCAAGAUGAUCGGCAUGACUGAUCCCAAGGUGGUGGACAUCACAGCCACCAACUUAGGAACCGCGGAGACGCUCACAGAGAGUCGCAUAGCGUGUUCUUUAGAGGACAAGGACCCGUAUUUGUACUACAUACUGCGACGGCAUCCGGGCAGGACCAUCGUGUUCUGCAACUCCAUAGGCAGCGUUAAAAGGUUGGCUCAACUGCUCACAACGUUGAAAUGCAAACCUUUACCGCUACACGCAAACAUGCAGCAGAGACAACGAUUGAAGAAUCUAGAAAGGUUCCGCGACGACCCCCGCGGCGUGCUGGUGGCGACGGACGUGGCGGCGCGCGGGCUGGACGUCCCGCACGUGGCGCACGUCGUGCACUACCAGGUGCCGCGCACGGCCGAGAACUACGUGCACCGCAGCGGACGCACCGCGCGCGCCCGCCGCGAGGGACUCACCAUACUCAUGAUGGAGCCCGCCGAGGCCUAUCUGUACGGGAAGCUCUGCGCCACGCUGAACAAAACCUCAGAAGUGCCCACAUUCCCGGUGCCUGCUCACAGCCUGGCGCCGCUGAAGGAAGUGGUAAAGCUGGCGAGAGACCUGGACGCCCUGGAGUUGAGGAGACGCCGCGCGGCACAGUCCGUAGGCUGGAGGGAUAAGGCAGCCAGAGAGAUGGACAUCAUCGUAGAUGAUGAUGACUUACCAGUCAAGCAAGUGGACCCGUCCAUAGACAAGGCGAUACAAGCGAAAAAGAAACAAUUGGAGUACAUGCUCUCACGGCCUAUGUUCCCAAAAGGAUUCUCGUUCAAGUACCCCACGUUGAACGAUCCCACUGCGCUGAAUCAACCAGAGGAGAAGGCUUUACAGGUAAUGAAGAAGGCAAUAGAAUCAGGAGCGAUCAAGAAAGAUAAAAGAAGAAGCAAGAACGAAUCUUUAUUCAAGCUAGAGAAAGCUAUUAAAAAGAACAAUAAAAACAAGAAAAAAUAAAUAUAUUUUUUUAGA